AUGUCUACCGAAAUUCGCCCUUUCAAAGUCGACGUCCCAGUGGAAGAAGUUGAACGACUCCAGCGCAAACUUAAAGGCACUCGUCUCCCUGGCCGCGAGAUCGUCCCCAAUGCAGGCGAUAAAUAUGGACCUCCAUAUGAAUGGGCUCAAACCCUCUACGACGCCUGGACUAACGACUUCGACUGGUUCUCCGUCCAGGCCGAAAUGAAUGAAUAUCCUCACUACAUCACCACCAUCGAAGACCUCAACAUCCACUUCCUACACGCUCGCGCGGACAAUCCCCGCGCUAUCCCUCUGCUCAUGAUCCACGGCUGGCCUGGCUCUUUCUGGGAAUUCAGCCAGGUAUGGGGUCCCCUCUCCCAUCCUGCCAACCCGGAUGACCCGCCAUUCCACGUCGUCGUCCCAAGUAUGCCGGGGUUCUGCUGGUCGGACUGGCCGCCUCGCGCGUGUUGGACACUGCGCGAUAACGCGCGCGUGUUCGACCAGCUGAUGAAGAGGCUCGGUUAUGACGAGUAUAUGGUGCAGUGUGGUGAUUGGGGCCAUUUUGUGGGAAGGGAGCUGGGCGCUAAGUAUACGGAUUCGUGCAAAUUGUUGCAUACUAAUUUCGCACCGAGUCCGUUGCCAGAGGGGGUGGAGUAUACGGAGCGAGAGAGGAAUGUUGCACACAGGGUGAAGAAUUGGUUGGAUUGGCAUAUGGGGUAUGCGGUCGAGAUGCGGACGAGACCCCAUACAAUCGGCAUCGCACUGCACGACAACCCAAUAGGAAUUCUCAUGUGGGCAGGCGAGAAAUACAACGAGGCCGCCGACCCAGAGAAGCAAAAACAUCCAUUUUGGACGAAGGCCAUUCUCACGACCGCAUCGCUGUACUAUUUCACCGGCUGCAUCAUGCCGUCGAUGCUAUGUUAUUACGAGAAUCUGCGGCAUGAGCAUUUCGCUGAGUUUGCUAUUCAGCCGGAGAAUCGCAUUCGGAUUCCGUUCGGGUUUAGUUCGUUCUUUUGGGACACGGAGCCUGCGUCGAAGAGGGCGGUUGAGAGGACGGGCAAUUUGGUGUUUUAUAGAGAGAGAGAUGAUGGUGGUCAUUUUGCGGCGCUAGAGCAUCCAGACGGGUUGACGCAGGAUGUGAGGGAGUUGGCAGUGCAGGAGUGGAAAUAA
This is a messenger RNA of Aspergillus melleus, 1152 nucleotides long. Its product is annotated as epoxide hydrolase family protein. The record is from RefSeq and is a predicted model, not a curated record. The transcript has 4 exons. Lineage: Eukaryota; Fungi; Ascomycota; Eurotiomycetes; Eurotiales; Aspergillaceae. Gene Ontology annotation, molecular function: epoxide hydrolase activity. Bases 1 to 1152 code for a protein of 383 amino acids. Gene Ontology annotation, biological process: epoxide metabolic process.